AUGGCUGCCUCCAAGCACAACCCACCACCGCGCUACGCCUCUAACACCCCCGAGGCUCUCCAAGGCCUCCCGACAUACAGUCCCUUUGGUUCUGGUUGGCCUCGCAUGUCUGGGUACCAGCGCCAUAGCGACGAGGUCGAGCAAGAGACGGCGCCGUUGCUUGGGGCUGGGUGUGCGAGCUCUGGUGAUCCUGGAGAGCAAGUAACAGGCGAACCGUUCUCGAGCAGUAGGAGUCCGUCGCGUCGUGCGUCGAUUCAAAAGUUCGAUUCAUUGCUCCACGCUACAUCUACGUCGUGUUCCUUAACUAGUUGGAAUACCGUGUAUCCUCCAACUUCUUCUACGUUGUCGAGUCUGAGCAUGGACGAUCCACUGACGUCCUCCAGUACCACCCUCGUCGUCCCCGCGCCCACGCCCGAGGAACCCUCCCUCUUAUCCCGCCUCUUCGACUUUAUCCGCAGCCUCUUCCGCAGCGUUGUCGACUCUUUCUCGUCUCCUCGCCCGCCUCCUUCUCCUCUCCUCCCGGUCGCUUCUCCUCCCGCUGCUCCCCCAGCUCCCCCGGCUCCUCCUGUCCCUCCCUCUUUUGAAGUGGAUUCGGGAGAUUUGGUCCAGUCCUCCUUCGACGAGGACGAGGAAGUCAUCGGGAUGUUGCCGCGUGGCAGCCCGUAG
Molecule: messenger RNA, 666 nt
Organism: Macroventuria anomochaeta
Lineage: Eukaryota; Fungi; Ascomycota; Dothideomycetes; Pleosporales; Didymellaceae
Exons: 2
Coding region: 1-666 (221 amino acids)
Source: RefSeq, a predicted model, not a curated record